AUGAAGGAAGAGAAAAGAGCCGCGGUGGAAGACACUUUGAGACGGCUAUAUGGUUUUUGGGCCGAGAGAGCGGCCGAGCAUGGGUCCACAAGACAGCCUUUAGAUGUCCGAAACUUAGAAGUUUAUAUCGACGAUGUGGUUGUGAAGUCGGAAUCGAGACCAGGUCAUUUGGAUGACCUUCGGUUAGCCUUCGAGAGAAUGGGAAAGCAUCAAUUGAAGAUGAACCCAAAGAAAUGUGCCUUUGGGGUUUCCGUCGGAAAUUUCCUAGGAUUUUUGGUACAUCAAAGGGGGAUUGAAAUUGAUAAAAAUAAGGCUAAGGCCAUCAUUGAGGCGCCGCCCCCGAAAAACAAGAAAGUAUUGCAAAGUUUGCUAGGCCAAAUAAACUUCCUUCGAAGGUUUAUAGCUAAUUCCGCUGGGAAAGUCGAGCCUUUUUCAUCUUUGCUAAAACUCAAGGAUGAGGAGAAAUUUCGAUGGGAAGAAGUUCACCAAAAGGCAUUUGAUUCCAUCAAAGAGUAUUUAACCAAGCCACCGGUGCUAAUCCCGCAGAAGCGAGGCCGAACUUUGAAGUUAUAUAUUUCGGCCGCAGAAAAUUCCAUCGGAAGUCUUUUGGCCCAAGACAACGAUGAGAAAAAGGAGCAAGCAGUGUGCUACCUAAGCCGAAUUCUAACGUCCACCGAGAGAAAAUAUUCACCGGUGGAGAAACUUUGUUUAGCCUUAUACUUCACCAUAACCAAGUUAAGGCACUAUAUGUUGCCUUCCGUGGUGCAUAUAAUCGCCAAGACUGAUUUGAUCAAGUACAUGCUCACUCGGCCAAUCAUUAGAGGGCGAAUUGGAAAAUGGACGAUAGCAUUGGCAGAAUUCACCUUCCGAUACGUACCUCAGCAAGCCGUCAAGGGGCAAGCUUUGGCUGAUUUCUUGGCCUCUCACCCUUGUGUUGAAAUAGAAGACAUGGACUUCUUCAAAGUCGACAUGAUAAGUUUAUUCCCAUGGCGUCUCUAUUUCGACGGAUCUCGAACAUCAAAUAUGGGGGGAGCAGGUGUCAUCAUUGAAUCACCCCAAGGAUUCCGAACUCGUUAUUCAUUUCAAUUAGACUUUGAUUGUACCAACAAUCAAGCCGAAUAUGAGGCCUUGAUCAUUGGGUUGGAGAUUUUGAGAGAACUUGGAAUAAAUAAUGUGUCAAUCAUGGGGGAUUCAAUGUUGGUUCUGAAACAACUAUCCGGCGACUAUAAGGUAACCAGCCAAGCAUUGCUUGGCUAUCAUGCCUUGGCCAGCCAACUAAUAGAAGGUUUUGAUGAAGUGAGACUCGCUCACCUACCAAGGGAGCACAACUCACAGGCCAAUGCAAUGGCCCAAUUGGCCUCUGGAGUUCAGAUCUCUGAAGGGUUUUCUGAGGAGUUAUUCAAAGUUGAAAAACGAUCGUUGCCCACAAUUUUUGAAAGAGGAAUACCAAUGGAGGUGAUGGCAUUGACUGUAACUCCAGAUGACUGGAGACACGACAUUGUGGAGUAUCUGAAAUGUCCAAGUGGUCCACAUUGCAGGCAGGUUCGGAAAAGGGCCAUAAGCUACGUGCUCAGGGAUGAAGAGCUUUUUCGUAUUGGCUCUAACGACUUACUCAUGAAAUGUCUAGGAAAGAUUGAUCAGAUGGUGGUUAUGACUGAGGUUCAUGAAGGAAUAUGUGAAGCUCAUCAAGCAGGCAUCAAGAUGAGAUGGUUGCUAAGGAGGCAUGGGUAUUAUUGGCCAACCAUCCUGAAGGAUUGCAUUGAUUACGCCAAAGGAUGCCAAGGAUGUCAAAGGCAUAGCCCAGUUCAGCAUGUCCCGGCCGGGCCCAUGAAUCCUAUUGUGAAGGCUUGGCCUUUCAAGGGUUGGGCAAUGGACGUGACUGGCCAGAAUCACCCAAAAUCGUCCAAGAGUCACAAGUUCAUUUUAGUGGCCACGGACUUCUUUACAAAAUGGGUAGAGGCCGUACCACUCAAGCAAGUUACCCAAGCUGAGGUGAUAGAGUUUAUUGAGAAAACUAUCAUCCAUCAAUUCGGAUUACCAGAGUCUAUCAUGACUGACCGAGGAACGGCUUUUGUGGGAGAGGCUGUCAAGGCAGCCGCAAAAAAUUGGGUAGUUAGGAUGGUUUAG
Messenger RNA from Prunus avium (sweet cherry), 2127 nucleotides. RefSeq lists its product as uncharacterized. The record is from RefSeq and is a predicted model, not a curated record. Gene Ontology annotation, biological process: DNA integration. Gene Ontology annotation, molecular function: RNA-DNA hybrid ribonuclease activity; nucleic acid binding. NCBI's taxonomy places the organism in Eukaryota, Viridiplantae, Streptophyta, Magnoliopsida, Rosales, Rosaceae.